UAGGAAAGAGCACUCAAUCAGAAGAAUGCACUGACAGUAACAAGAAAUUCUGUCUACAUAUGAUGGUGACAUUGUAUGAUGGAAGAAACGGAACGAGACUGCUUACUGUUUGCCUUCUACGCGACGGUUGGUGAAGUGAUCGAUCAGGUGUCUGCUGCAUCUUCUCUCUCUCAACGUCACACUGAAGAUCUGACGGACAAUAUCUCUUCCAUAUUACAACACGGCUGCUCGGUGCAGGUAACUCAAGACACUGUUGACUACUGGCCUUUCAUCGAAGGUCUUCAGACCCUCCAACCUUGUCUUUGUGCUAUAAUUGACAGAUUCUCACGAAAGCCGUUCGACAGUAACAAAGAACGAUGUCUAGCGUGGAUCCGCUAUUCGCUUCAAGAGCAAGCCUUGCAGUCCCAUCUUGCUAUACUCGUUGCUAAUCAAGACCACGUGAAGAGGAACUACCAUGAACAUGCGUUUCUCAAGAGCCGACAUCACAUGUCAGCUCUUAGAGACUGUCUGAAAGCUCUUGAUCAGAAGAACAUGGACUUACUUCCUGAUCUUGUUGAUUUUACGAGCAUCGGUGAGUUUAGUCCAUCUCCAAAGGACGAUCCACCGGUUUCGUUCUACAAUGGUUACGACUCGGGUGUAGAAUGUGCUGCUGUGGAAAGCAUGAAUGUUGCUAUGAAGCAGCAGAGAACGUUAGAGUUUGGGCGUAUACGUGAAGUGUCAGCGGUGGCUCCUAGUUCUGCUGUUGCAAACUUUGAAAGAACAAAAAGUUGUUCGUUUCAUUCAUUGUCAAAUCUUGAUGGUGGCGGACAUCACAGAAUGUCUGGAGCUCAAGGCUUGCUACAGAAACUGCAACAAGAUGAAAGGAAGGCAAGAUCGUUAACAACUACUCCUGAGUUACAGGCACGUGUUUUGUCACAAGGUGAUGACAGUGAUGCAGAAACACAGACGUUACCAGAUGGUUAUACACGAGCUCACUCACCUGAGAGUAAUAUAUCGAUCCAUAGCGAAGACAGUUUUGUUGUGAUAGCAUCAAAUCAUGCAGCUACACAUCCUCUUGUACAAGUCAAGGAAGAAAUCGUAGAUCAGUCCAACAACGAAAUGUCACUACCCGAACGAGUGAGUGACAAGAAAGGCAGACGUAAGUCAACGAUAAGUCAAGAGAAUACAAGAGUAAUGAAUAGAAGACAGCAGGAGGACUAUAAGAAGCCGAGAGCUCAGUCUGCUGUUAGUCGUGUGUCGUUGUUGGAGACAAUGGGCUCUCCUCGUUUAUUUGCCUCUGAUAGUCUGGAAAAGGACAAUGCACACUUUGCGGUUGCUGACAUGUUGAUUGCAGCAUUAGAAGAGGUGAAUGCCAUUCAUUUGGAGACUUCCUGUUUCUCUUCAUCACCAGAUGAAGGUCGUCAGUUUGUACGUCUCAGAACCAGGAGACAAUCAGGUUCAGUGAGCAAUCACAGUGAUGAACUAGAAGGUAGUGGGAGGAAAUAUGAAUCAGAAGAUGAAGAGUUUGAGUUGUCAGACAGCUGGAUAGACAAGGAUGAAAACGAAAAGCAUGAAAUAAAGGACCAUGCAUCUUCAUCUAUGGCAUCAUUGUUUGCAACAUCAGAUUUUGUUGCCAAUUUUCAGCUGCCUAGACGUGUAAUGUUGCCUGGCAACAACGUUGAUGAUUCUGCCCCUACAGCUGGAGCGGUUGCUGCCAGAAUGUUAGAGCUCUUCUCCGCGGAUGAUUUGCCUCCCCAGUCUCGUCUCAGUCAAAUGAUAGCCAAGAAAUGUGACAAUAAUUUGCCUUCGCUGAUUGCAUCAGAAGCUAUACACACUGGUCACAAAGAGGAGACUGGCAAAUGGGCAGAUCCUUCAUGCAUGCGAGGCAAUCACGAGUGGGCUCCACCUCGAGCUCAGAUCAUAUUCCACAUACAUCAGUCAGUGAAAAGGAAAGUGGCAGUGGAAAGACAGAACUAUCGCUGUGCUGGCUGCAGCUUGAAAAUUAAUAGUCAACAUAUCAAGUUUUUUCGCUACUGUGAAUACAUGGGACGAUAUUUCUGUAGUAGUUGCCAUGCCAACAAUGUUCAUAUUAUUCCAGCACGAGUUCUUCACAAGUGGGACUUUAGACCGUAUCCUGUUUCUAACUUUGCAUACGAGCUGUUGUCCGGUAUAUUCUAUGAUCCAGUGUUCAAUGUCUCCACCAUUUGUCGCCCAAUAAUUCACAAAGUCAAAGAACUGAGGAUAGCAGCUCAACUUCGAAGACAACUGUAUUAUCUUAAGGAUUUCAUAAGUGCUUGUCGACUGGCUGACAGCUUGUUGCCUGACUUUCAACGUUUUGGGUAUAUUGUAUCUGAUCCUGAAUGGACUUUGUAUUCUCUGAAUGACAUGAAUGUGUUACAUAACGGUGGAUUCGUUCGUGAACUGAAGGAUAUGCUUCUUCGAGGACUCAAGCAUGUCUCUGGUUGUCAGUUGUGCAGUGCACGAGGUUUUGUGUGUGAGGUGUGCAACAAUGCCAAAGACAUUAUCUUUCCCUUUCAAGUCAUCAAAUGUAUCCAGUGUCAACGUUGUAGAAAUUGUUUUCACCGUGUCUGUUUUGACAAAGUGAAGGGACAUUGCAAACGGUGUGAGAGAGUGAGAGCGAGGAAGAUCGUCGGUUCUACAGGAAAGAAUGUCGUCCCAUCAUGACAUUUUAUUGUUCAGACUUGUAAUCAUGCUGGAAAUGAAGUGUACAUACUUUGUUAAAUUUAUCUGGUUUUCUACUUGUAUGUUGAUAGCAUUUAAUAUCUGUAUACAAAAUGAUAAUAAAUGGGAUUUAUGAGUACA
This is a messenger RNA of Corticium candelabrum, 2802 nucleotides long. Its product is annotated as protein associated with UVRAG as autophagy enhancer-like. The transcript is spliced from 14 exons. The record is from RefSeq and is a predicted model, not a curated record. Gene Ontology annotation, cellular component: intracellular membrane-bounded organelle. NCBI's taxonomy places the organism in Eukaryota, Metazoa, Porifera, Homoscleromorpha, Homosclerophorida, Plakinidae. Gene Ontology annotation, molecular function: phosphatidylinositol phosphate binding. Bases 76 to 2664 code for a protein of 862 amino acids.